UGACAUUUGGCAACUGCGCGCUGCUGGUCGGGUCGGGCUCGGGAGAAGCAAGAGAGAAGCGAAAGAGCGAUUUUCGUGGAAAUUUUGUAAAUUUCAUUUAGAUUUGGUUUUACGUGCCGCGAGUGAGCUAGGAGCGCGAAUUCGGCUGCGUUUUCGUGUGAUCGGUGGCAAUUCAAGACGAGGACUAUGGUGUUUGCCCGGAACGAGCGUCAAGAAUAUGGCGUCCGGCGAUCCGUCCCGACAGAGCAGGAAGAGGUUGUGUAGGUUUCAGACUUACUGGAUUGACACGCAGGAUAGUGAGUACGCUAGCUGGCUUUUCCCUGACAAAAGCAACCCCCACAAAGCGCACUGCUCGCUGUGCAACAAGACGUUUAACAUUGGUCACGGUGGACUGAACGACGUCAAAUUGCACUGCAAGGGCAAAAAACAUUUCGAGUUGUACUGCAAGCACCGGAUCAGUCUUGGUUUGGAGGUGCCGCAACUCGAGCCCGCCGUCAAGAGCGACUCCUCCGCGGCCCAAGACCCGCCGCCGGACACCCACCCGCCGGACAGCGACCCGGAGCGGCUCGCGGGCGAGUGUAGUCCGCCAAAUUUCCUCAACGUGGAGGCUGAACUGAGCGAGGGAGGGGGUGAAAUUGAACUUUACAACUCCGACGACGACGCCGAGGCGUCCUUGCUGAACUGUGAGGUCAAACUUGAGAGUCAAGAGGAGGAUCUAGAGGAAGAAGGACUCGAAGUCGCUGCCCCGGAAGAGCCGGAAACGCUGCCGCCCCCACCGGCCAGAAAACUGCCUCUGCUGCUGCCUAAGCCGUCCAAGGCGAUGGACGCGGUCGCCAGUCAGCCCAAGAUGACCAGCAUGACCAACAACGCUGACCCGCAGCAGUACUGCUUGCGGUGGAAGUACCACCACAACAACCUGCAGGUCAUGUUUUCGCAGCUGCUCGAGAGGGAGAGCUUCUGUGAUGUCACCCUUGCCUCGGAGGGGAAGCUCCUUCGCGCACACAAGGUUGUUCUCUCAGCGUGCUCGACAUACUUUGACCAGAUCUUCACUCAGUAUGAAGAGAAAAACCCAAUUGUGAUAUUGAAAGACGUCAAGUACGACGACAUCAAAGCGCUCGUCGAGUUCAUGUACCGCGGCGAAAUCAACAUUGAGCAGUCUCAUUUGGCGUCCCUGCUGAAAACAGCCGAGGAGUUGAAAGUGAAAGGACUGGCUGAGGUUUCGUGGCGGACAGACGAGGCGCAGGCAGCAGCGGCCGCGGCGGCGGCUGCGGCCAACACCAGCAGCAGCAGCAUGCGGCUCGAAGAAGAGGAUGAGCCAGGCAGCAAGAGGCGCAAGAUGGUUUCUUCACCAGCAUUCCGACCUAGGGUCACUAACGUCAUGGGAGGGGUAGGCAACAUUAGCAAACACGGCGCAGCAAAUUUCGUUGACAUUUCAAUGCAGCAUGAAGACAAUGGAACUGGUUUGAGUGAAAAUUUUGGAUCUGAUUACGAAAUUGAUCAGCAUGAAGGCAUGGACCUUGAGGACUCGAUGCAGAGCAAUGGCUCAUAUCGAGGCGUCAUGGACAUGAUGGGUGGUGGAGGCAUUCCUAGUGAAAAGCGGGCAUCGCCAAUAUUGGAUGAAAGGACCAGAGAGCUAUUCAAAGGUGUUGUGAAGAUGAAUGACUACUUGGUGACAGGCCGGCGGCAGCAGUUUUGGGAGGAGCCGUUCAUGCGGCGCCUGAUGGACGCAAUCAAGAACAAAGAAGUUGAGAUGAAGCUGGUGGCGGAAAUGCUGGGCGUUUCGUAUGGCACCCUCUACGGCAGGUACAGAGACACACACGGCUGUCUGAAGCACCCUUACCGGAUGCGAGACUUUUGGAACGAGCCUGGUCCCUCCGAGGUCAUACAAAAGCUGAAGAGCAAGGAAGUGACACUGAACGAGGCUGCUGACAUGCUGAACGUUUCGAUGAACACCCUGACAAGCUAUGUUGCCUCGAUGCCGACGACGUUUAUUGGACCAAGAGACACGAUGGGCGAGUCAUCAGCAACAGCGGCCGUUUUUGCAGCAGCCCGGUUGCCGCCGGACAUCACCGUAGCGGCCACGGCGCAGAAACAAAUGAUGAAAGAGGAGCACCAUUACGAGCAGAAUGGCGGCGACGGUGACGAUGAUGACGACGACGACAUCAUUCACCCGCAGCAGCUGCUGCAGGUGCAACACCACCAGCAGUGACGCUGGCCCAAGUAGAAACACAUGAUCAACGUGGUCAACCAACUGGACAAUCUGAUCUAACUGAGUGAGACUUCGAACACACACCGGGUCUCUCCCUAUUUCAUUUUUGUAUCACCUCAUUUUGCUCGACAUAGGUCCACAUCGUCUUUAUUUAUUUUCUGUUUCCUCCUCAUUCCUCUCACUCCCCCAGUCAGCUCUCUAUAUAUUGAUUACAAAUAUUCACACAGUACUCCGGAGUAGUUGAGUAAAAUAUUGUCUCGCUGGUGAUCAUAUCAUACUACUAUUUAAUAACAUUAUUACUAUUAAUUAAUUAAAAUCGCAUAAUUAUAUAUAUUUACACGAGUAAGGUUUGGGUGCAGUGGAAACGAAAUUAAGCAACGUGCCGUGUAAAUAGGUUGUGUUGCUUGGUUAAAGAAGAAUAUUAUUAUAAACAGAAGUAAUAGUAAAGUUCCUGCCGCUACAGUACGGUCAAUGUGUCUGUAUCUCCUGAGAAAUCAAGCUGAAUAGCUGUCUUGCUACACUGAUGUAUACUGUUUUUAUAAGAUUGGUUGGAUUGGUUAUUUUCAACAAUUCAUCAAACAGGUUUCGAGGUGCUAGUGUAAAAAUAAUGAGGAAUGUAUUUUUUAAAAAUAACGAAGACGAAGAUUACAAUGAGCGAUGUUAAGUGAACGAUAGACACUUAAGUACACUUACAUACAAUAUACCAAAUCCUAAGUGAAACUACAAACAAUAUUUUGCUUAAAACACAGAACAAUACACCUGAAUGUUCAGGACAGACAUGAUUAAAUCCCUGGAAAUCAUUUAAAUCGGAAAAAUUCGGAAUUUUCAAAUUUAACUGACCUGAAGAAACGUUUAUGAUAUAUUUUUAUCAUGAAAUCGAUUGACUUCAUUUCAAAAAUUAAUUUUUAGCAAAGUAAUAAAAAAAAAAGAAAACAUCAACCCCACACACAAAUUCUCAUAGUCAUUCCUAUGUUGGAUAUUGUAUAAAAUUAUACAGCCGCUGCCCAUUUUUUCAGGUCUUUUAUUGUGAAAACUAAAUUAUUCUUGCGUAUAAAUAUUCCGCCAAGUGCAUCGCAAACCCUAAGGUCCGAACGGACAAGUUGACGCCGCGAAGUGAGCAGUCAACUUGCUCGACUCAUCUGCAUAAGUAGCCUUUUUACAACAUUUUGUGCUUUUCUUGAAACGCAAAAGAGUGAAGCAAGCCCUCGCCUAUGCCGAUUCUUAGUUACUAAGUGUGGCAGGUAUUGCCAAAGGUCCUUUUGUAUAUCUUUAAAAAGAGAACUCAGGAUGAAAUAUCAGCCGUUGUAUGUAAGCUUUUAAAUACGAAUCAUUAUGUGUCAUUUUUUUAAUUAUUUCUCCACUUGAUUAAGAUGCCACAACGACUUGAAACAACUAUUUCAUACUGCAAUCGACAGAAAAGGCAUGAUUAUUUAAAUACACACACACACAUACUGUUAUAAUAAUAAUUAUUAUUGUGUCGCUCGAGAUCCUCCUAUGUUUUUUACUACAUUUAAUUGAUAAUUAUAUAAUUUUUUAUGAAGUGAAUAAUAUCACACACGAUAAUAGUGGAACUGUGAACUGGAACUCAAGUAGCCUUUUUCACACCUGUGUUUAUAUGCAUCACGUGGCAUACUAUAAAAUGCAUGUAUUCGUGCGAAGGAGCGGGCAUUGGACACUAAAUUCCUGCCAUUGGGCUUCUCUGCCCGAUUGAAAUAAAGUAGAACUAAAAAUUAUAACAUAUAGAAAAAAAUGGACUGUAAAAUGCCGGCUCCUGGUGGCCACCACACUGCCGUGCACCAAUAUGUAAACUCUUGAUUGAAGAAAAUAUUAAUUCGGCUGCCGACCUGCUUAGAACAAGCGCCGGUUGUGAGAAUGAAUGAUGGAAAACAAAAUAUCUCAGAUCCUGCUAAGUUUGAUGUAUCAUCAUAGUUUAGAUCUCUUCCUCUAGAAGGAUAAACAGUUGCUUAAGAUAUUUUGAUGAAAUGACUUUGUAUAAGAUUGCGUGGAUUCAGAGAAAGGAAGCUGGGAAUUGGAUAUAGUGGAUGUUCACGCAGUAUUAAUAAAAAGAAGAGGAUAUAGCGAGAAAAAUAAAAAUCAUAUACUCUGGUGAUAAAAGUAAUGAAUUCUUGUAUACAAAAUGUGUCGUGUCUCCCUGGUGUCUGUUUAGUGCAGAGAAAAGUAUUUUUGAAAGGUGCCCCUGUUAACUGAGAAGAAAAAAUAAUACUAUGAAUAAAAACAAAAUAAAAAUAUCAGUCGUCGUGUAAUAUUAGGGAAAUGGACUUAUCUGUGUAAGAUUAAAUUGAAACAUUAUGUCGGUCGGAGACGACUAGGAGCUGAGAGAGAGACAAUUUGAAGCAGAGAGAGAAAAAAUGAAUGUUGUUUAGAAAAGGAUUUUUAUAUAAUAUACCGUCAAUAAUGACUAUACAAUACUUCUGCAUAAAAAAAGAAAGAAAAUAACUAAUAAGUAAUACCGCGACUAUAUUGUUUGCAUUAGAAUAGAGGGAUCAAGCAAAGAAAUAUCAUAAAGAUAUACUAGCAGAACUGAGAAUCGACUUUCAGUUGCACACAAACACGCGCGCAUGCCUUCUUAUUUUCCAAUAAACCUAAAAACUACAUACAUAUGUAUAUGUGCAUAAGAUAAAGGGUCUGAGAACAACUACUACUGCUAAUUUCAUUUUCCGUUGUAAGGCGAAAAAAAAUACACAAGCAUUAUGUUCGUCGUCAUUUUGAAUGAGUUAAACGCUGUAAUUUAUUUUUACCUUUAGUUGUAAUUCUUAAGAUGCAGCUACUUCACCACUAUUAUUACUUUCCGUGUUACUAUUAUGAUAGCAGUACGCAAAAGUAAACAAAAAUACAUGAAAUGAAUAAAAAAUCAAA
Neocloeon triangulifer is the source of this 5086-nucleotide messenger RNA. RefSeq names its product zinc finger and BTB domain-containing protein 24-like. NCBI's taxonomy places the organism in Eukaryota, Metazoa, Arthropoda, Insecta, Ephemeroptera, Baetidae. Gene Ontology annotation, cellular component: nucleus. The coding region runs from base 218 to 2209 and encodes 663 amino acids. Gene Ontology annotation, molecular function: protein binding. Gene Ontology annotation, biological process: regulation of transcription by RNA polymerase II. The record is from RefSeq and is a predicted model, not a curated record. The transcript has 8 exons.